GUGGCUUGAAAUCACUUCAAUCUUCAUUUCAGACCACCCAAACAAUACAUAUAUAUAAAUACAGAGAGUUAGAGAGAGAUAAUUAAUUAGAUAACACAAAAACGAUGACGUCUCCGGCGUUUUUCUCUGCUGCCUCGUCGCUGAAUCACCACCACCACCAUCUUCCUCUUCCUUCUCUCUCUACACCAAAACCCUGUAUCUUCUCUCUCCGACCUCACGGCGUAGCUCGGUGUUCGCCGCCGAUCAGGAGGACGUUGCCAUCGGUGAGAGCCUCCGAUUCCGCGGCGGUCAUGGCGGAUCCGUCGGCGGUGUCGUCGUCGUCGGUAGAGGAGGAGGAGGAGAAGGCAGCGGCGGAGAAGAUUGGGGCUAGGGUUAGGGUUAAAGUGCCUUUGAAGGUGUACCAUGUGCCGAAGGUACCGGAGAUUGAGCUGACUGGGAUGGAAGGGAAGUUGAAGCAGUACGUUGGGCUUUGGAAGGGGAAGCGCAUUUCGGCGAAUCUGCCGUUCAAAAUCGAGUUCCUUACGGAGAUCGAAGGACGCGGUUCGGUCAAGUUCUUCGCGCAUCUCAAGGAGGACGAGUUUGAGUACCUUGACUGACUGAUUGAUUUACAGUUGAGUUUCGAUUUCACUUCCCUUUCGAUAAUAGUGUAUGCUAUGAUGAAUGUCACUGACGAAUAAUCCAUUUGUACAAGUUCCGUUUUCAUAAUGAUGUAGAUAAUAUUUCAAUCAAAUCUGUCCGUUGAGUUUCAUCUUAUGCAUUGUUUCUGAAUAGCUGAUACUAAAUUUGCCAGAAUUAUUUGUCUU
Molecule: messenger RNA, 803 nt
Organism: Cornus florida
Lineage: Eukaryota; Viridiplantae; Streptophyta; Magnoliopsida; Cornales; Cornaceae
Product: ferredoxin-thioredoxin reductase, variable chain
Exons: 1
Coding region: 105-596 (163 amino acids)
Biological process (GO): photosynthesis
Source: RefSeq, a predicted model, not a curated record